CAAACGAGCUGCAUCAAUGGAUCAAUGAAAAGGAAUCUGCCCUCACAAAUGAAGAAGUGGGGGUUGACCUUGAGCAGGUGGAGGUGCUACAGAAAAAGUUUGAUGAUUUCCAGAAGGACCUGAAAGCAAACGAAUCUCGUCUUAAAGAUAUCAACAAAGUUGCUGAUGACCUCGAAUCUGAGGGACUGAUCACAGAAGAAGUACAGGCCAUACAGCAGCAAGAAAUAUAUGGAAUUCCAAAGGAUGAAGGGGAUUCCAAAUCUGCAUCCAUUGAAGUCUGUAUGUACUGCAGUGCAUGCUGUGGCCACCUUCAACUCCAUCAAGGAACUGAAUGAGCAUUGGAGAUCCCUGCAGCAGUUGGCAGAAGAGAGAAGCCAACUCCUGGGCAGUGCCCAUGAAGUGCAGAGAUUCCACAGAGAUGCUGAUGAGACAAAAGAAUGGAUUGAGGAGAAGAACCAGGCUUUAAAUACAGACAGCUAUGGACAUGAUUUGGCUAGUGUCCAGGUUCUGCAACGAAAACAUGAGGGAUUUGAACAUGACCUGGCAGCUCUUGGUGAUAAGGUGAACUCGUUGGGAGAGACUGCUUUGCGUCUAAUCCAAUCACAUCCAGAAUCUGCAGAUGACAUCCAGGAGAAGUGCAAAGAGCUCAACCAGGCCUGGAGCAGCCUCGGCAAAAGGGCCGACCAACGUAAGAAGAAACUGGAAGAUUCUCACGACCUGCAGCGCUUCCUGAGUGACUUCAGGGACCUUAUGUCCUGGAUUAAUGGUAUCCGGGGCUUGGUGUCAUCAGAUGAACUCGCAAAAGAUGUGACUGGAGCAGAAGCUCUGCUGCAGAGACAUCAGGAGCACCAUACAGAGAUCGAUGCCAGAGCUGGUACAUUCCAAGCCUUUGAGCAUUUGGGGCAGCAGCUCCUGGCUCGUGGGCACUAUGCUAGCGCUGAGAUAAAAGACAAGCUGGAUAUUUUGGACAAAGAACGGGAAAGUUUGGAAAAAGCCUGGGCACAACGUAGGAUGAUGCUGGACCAAUGCUUGAAACUUCAGCUCUUUAACAGAGACUGCGAGCAGGCAGAGAACUGGAUGGCUGCAUGUGAAGCAUUCCUAAAUAGCGAGGACAAGGGGGAUUCCCUGGACAGCGUGGAAGCCCUCAUCAAGAAACAUGAAGAUUUUGAUAAGGCCAUUAACAUUCAGGAAGAGAAGAUUGCUGCCUUGCAGUCUUUUGCUGACCAGCUGAUAACUAAUGACCAUUACGCCAAAGGAGACAUUUCUGCAUGACGCAAUGAGGUCUUG
This is a messenger RNA of Pelobates cultripes (western spadefoot toad), 1287 nucleotides long. Lineage: Eukaryota; Metazoa; Chordata; Amphibia; Anura; Pelobatidae. The record is from the annotation of a GenBank genome assembly.